Molecule: messenger RNA, 3118 nt
Organism: Paramormyrops kingsleyae
Lineage: Eukaryota; Metazoa; Chordata; Actinopteri; Osteoglossiformes; Mormyridae
Product: LHFPL tetraspan subfamily member 2a protein-like
Cellular component (GO): membrane
Source: RefSeq, a predicted model, not a curated record
UUGACUUAACACUUUAUUGCUGUAUUGGGCAGGAAAUGAUUAAAGAAACUUACGAGUUUAAAAGUGGAGACCCGAAGCAGUUUUUGUUUCAGCUGUCUGUCACAGUGCACGUGGACUGACCUUGACUGGAGAGACAUUUUAAAAGCGACUGUGUCCAUCUGAGAGGCUGCUGCUGAGUCAUGUCUAAGCAUGUGGGAGGGGGGAGGGCCACAGGCCCACUAAAGCAUGCUGUUUGUUAGCUUGUAAGCACUAAUGUGGCGCUAGUGCUGUGGUAAGAUCCUCCUUCUGAAAGCAGCGCUGUGUUUACAUCAUAGCGGUUCUGUGCCACCAGCUUGGCUUGUCGGUGGCAGAUGUGACAGGGCAUCCUUAUAGUGACAGCUGGCGGCUGCCGGAUGGAGGCUGCUCCCGGACCCAGACAGAGAUAUACUUCUGGAGCUCCCUCGGUAAGAUGUAGUGCUGUGAGCAGACGUAAGGCACACUGGCGUAGAGACUUGCACUUACGGUGUGCGGAGAGCCAGCGGAGAGCAAGGUCAGAGCCAAGAGGACGGAGCCAGCGGAAGCUAUUCAAGAAGGAUCACAGCCGCUGCGGACUUGAGUUCACCUGCUAAGGCUGCUUUUCAGUUGGGCUUCUUUCUACAUUGAAUUUGAAAACCUUCACAUUUUGGAGUAUAAAGAAACCAGACUCCAGGACUUCUAGAAGCUUCAAAACUUUCUGGACACACCUGCACCAUGUGUCAUGUGAUUGUGACAUGUCGCUCCAUGCUCUGGACUCUUCUCAGCAUCAUGGUCGCCUUCACUGAGCUCAUUGCCUUCAUGAGUAACGACUGGCUGGUGGGUACCACCACUGGAUCAACCAAUAACAUUGGAUCAUACGGGUCCCCGGACCCCUACAGGCCCACACUGGGACUCUAUGGGCGCUGUCUACAGUUGUCGAGGGGGGUCCAGUGCGGGCCAUAUGCCACACACUUUGGGGAGAUCGCCAGCGGCUUCUGGCAGGCCACUUCCAUCUUCCUGGCAGUGGGUAUUCUGCUGCUGUGCACUGUAGCCAUCAUGUCCAUCUUCACCUUGUGCUUCCAGAGCAUCAUGAAGAAAAGCAUCUUCAAUGUCUGUGGUCUUCUGCAAGGCAUUGCAGGUCUCUUCUUGAUAUUGGGCCUGAUGCUGUACCCUGCUGGCUGGGGCUCCAAAAAGGCCCAGGAUUACUGCGGAGCGGACGCCUCCCCGUACAAAGUGGGCCUGUGCUCUCUUGGCUGGGCCUUCUACACGGCCAUCGGCGGCACGGUGCUCACCUUCCUCUGCGCCAUCUUCUCGGCUCAGGCUGAGAUCGCCACCUCCAGCGACAAGGUGCAGGAGGAGAUAGAGGAAGGCAAGAGUCUCAUCUGCCUCCUUUAGACAAGAGGACCAGGCCUGGCCUUCAGAAAAGAAGGCCACCAAAGUAUAAAAACAUUAGUGCCACUAAGAUUACAACCUUCAACCACUCUGACCACUAUUUUUGGCUCUAUUUUUUUAUUUCCCAAUUCUAAUCUUUCAAUAGCCUGUCUACAGUAUAAGGAAGAGUUACUCUGCCAUCAAGUGAUUGUAAAUAUUCUUGUAUAUAAUGUACAGAACCUCAAAGAAAAUGUGAAAUGUAUUUUUGGUCAACCUUGAAAAUCACUAGAUUUACCAAAGGUUGCUUCAUUUUGUAUAUAUAGUUAUGGUGACUCCCAUUAUUAUGUUACCGUAGCUACACAACUGAGCAUGACUUUUAAAAUCAGCAUGCAGAUGGACAAGAAUUGGAAGAUGCGUAACUGACUAAAUAGCUGAUGCCCUUUUCAUCAGAUGAAGACCUCGCAAGGAUAAAUCAAAUGUUCACUGGUGAUGUUCCUCCAGCAAGUCAACUUAAGGAUUUAUUCAUGGGGGGAAUUACUGUGGACUUCUCUCUGUUGGCUUACAUUUGUCUGUGACAUGACAGAAAAGGAGCCAAUUAGCUAACUCAAGACUUGCUGGAAAUAUCGCACAGAAGAAGGAAGGGACUGUACUAAACCACAAUGCCGGCAAAUCUCCUCCGGCAUUCCUUUCUUAUCCUUUUUAUGUUUGUUUUAGGCUUUUUUUACUCACUAGCUCACUGCCAAAAAUGAAAAAGGGGGAAGACACAGGUUUGGCCCCUAUUUCUCUUCCCCCUACAUCUUUGAAGAAAUGUGUCAGGGAAAGAAAUUCACAGACUGGUACCAAAAGUGUCUUUUGCAAGGGGGAAGCACUGCUCUGCCAAAAAAGGUUCUACCUGCUUGGAGAACAUCCCCCGAGAUACUUUAGCAUGCUCAGUGUUCCACAUAAGGUCUUACAUCAGCAACUGUAUUCUUAAGCUUGAACAUCUCCCACAACUGAUAAUAAUGCUUAGUGCAUGUGCAGGACACAGUUGGUGAAAACCUGAGAUGACAAACCAAAAAGCAUUACAAAAGAUUUAAAAAAUAUCUUGUACUAAUUUGUACCCAUAGUAGAAAGGGGAAUAUUGCAGAAGACUGUAUUCAAAUAAUAUUGUCUUCAUAGAUCUGCUGUGAGAAUGUAAUUUUGUCUUACUCAUUACUUAAGGUUCAAGUACAAUAACAUGCGACUUACUAGCUGAAUCACAAUUAAUACUGAAACUAAACACACAGACACAAAGAAACAAUGGUGAAAUACUAACAAUUAUUAAGCAAGUGCAAGAUAUGCUAAUAUAAGGUUCAGAUCCUGAAUUUUUUGUUUUGAAGGUACCAGCUCAUAUGUAGUAAAUGACUUGUGCACAGAUGUGAUCCUUGUUUCUAACAUUUUGCCCUGAUAUUUCGUAAUUUUUAUUGUAAGUAGCUAACUAGUUGGCUCACAGUAAUUUUAGCUUGUAUAGCUAACCUUAGCUAGCUUAUUGCCCAGCCUGUUAGCGGACAGAACAUUACAUGGUUUGAUUAUCCUCUGAGCAUAAGCCCAUGUGCUUUACCUUUUCAAAUACUGCAUACAUUAACGGCUUAUUGUGAUGCAUAUUUCCAGCGUCUGUUUUCAUUUUUCGGAAAGGCAAUUCUUCAAUAUUUUUGCACUGUUUUAGGUUAUCGUGUCCUGCUCUACAAAAAUGUGGCUCUAGCCUAAACAAUAAAAUUAUUAUUUUAAACAAUUA